Molecule: messenger RNA, 4041 nt
Organism: Penicillium salamii
Lineage: Eukaryota; Fungi; Ascomycota; Eurotiomycetes; Eurotiales; Aspergillaceae
Source: the annotation of a GenBank genome assembly
AUGUCGACAGCAUCUACCCAAUCCCGAGGAGUCAACCGACGGAUCAAUAGCAUUCAGAAUGAGGGUCGUCAUUCGCGCAACUCCUCCGCCUCGCGGCGACGCCCUUUGAAUGCCAACGUGGCAUACAGCCAUGCUCUCCGAGUCGCCUAUCUCGCCUAUCUCCUAAACCCUCGCUCUCGUCGCAUCCAAAAUGCCCCCGUCGCGCCGGCGCGGCCGAAACGAUCAUCUACGUCCAUCCAUGAUUUGAUGAGUGACUUUUCCUUGGUCAAGGACUCUAAAAGCACCAAGAUCCCCCACGGCUUCGUCGCCGAGUUGGAGAAGCGGCUGACUGGUGUGUUGAUGGGGAAAGAGAAGAGAAAGGAAUAUCAAGACCAUCUGGUGGUACGAACUUUUGCCGUGUUCCUCAAUGUGUUGAAAGAGAGCUCGUUUCGCAAGCGCAUGGAAAAGGACCGACGAGCCGAAGACUUACUCCUGAUCUUUUACUCGAAUGCUAUCAAAGAGCUAGGAAAAGGCAAAGAACACGACGAUGAUAGCUGGAAACUCAUGGUCGAUAGACACGUCGCACUGUUUGUCCGACUGCUUGCGCUUACGCUGAAAGACCACGACUGGUCUAAGGACCGACCCGAGUUGGCGAAUCGACUGACUGUCCUGGAGAACAAACUUCUCUUACAGGAUCAAGAUCUCAUGGAAUCCAGUGGGGCUGCUUCUGCGACGGAGACCAUUGCCUCGUUGAGUUAUAAUGUCAGGGACAUGCCUUUGGUUCAACACGUGGCCAAGGUAUUUGGAAUGACGAAUUCCGAAGCACAAUCGGAGAUCGACAAGAACAAAUCAUCAUGGACCGAACAAGCUGCUCUGAAGGAUCUCAAAACCUACCAAGCGCAUCUCAGUCUUCAAACACACAAGACCUUGUCAAGAGACGACUUUGAGUCCGACGAGGGUUAUGAUGCUUGGAAAAAAAGUGAGAGUCCUGACCUCUCGCAGAUGAUACUCGCCAUCAUACAGUCAAAUCCAGAGCUGGCCAAAAGCACCCCGGGGUCUCUUCCUCAAUUCAACUCGAGUUCCCAUGAUAACGCCGACCUGUCAAGAACAUCUUCCGGUCGAACUGAUAGGAAUUCUUAUGUCAUUGAUCAAUCUGUUGACCUCAGUGGUCUUUCUCUGGGGGAUUCGGAUGAAUCUGAUACCUACACAUUCAUACCGUCUGAUCCCAGAUCUUUGUAUCGAUAUAUCUUGUCCCAGACCCUGAGCCAUGAUUUACGGGACCGUGAGGUUGAGGCCACAUCCGAAGCGUCUUCAGUCAAACUGUUAUCAAAGCAGUCCACGGAAAUGCUCAAUGAAAUUUGUCUCCGCUGGCGGAUUCCCAUUUUCUCACGGGUCGUGAUGUUCCUCGAAGUCGCUCAAGCCAAGUUUGUGGACAAUGAAAUUGAUCUCGAUACUCUGGACUCAGCUUUCACGUUUGCGAAAGAAUCACCGCAAGGCACAAGCAAGCGUAGUAGCUUUGUGGCUUCGUCGGUCUUUGAUCGACAGCGAUGGACUAUUCACGAUCUUCAGACUAUGCAGAUGCUUCUAUCCAAACUUCAUGAGGCGCUGCUACGUGAACUGUACGAUGUUAUGAUGGAUUGUUUCGAAACCAAACCACGCCCAAUUGGAUCAGUUAUGUACAUUCUGGAGUCGCACGUUCAGAUGGAUCCUAGCUAUAUCGAAGAUCCAGAGGACAUCGAUCGAUUCAGCACGUAUGUGCAAGAAGGACUUGCCCAGAAAGCAAUGGGAAAGUAUCAAACUCUUCUUAGUCAAACGAUUCCCGUUGAUGCCGAAUCUUGGGAGGCCGAUCAUGUCAUUCAACUUGGAGAUGCUAUCGCGAAACUCGCAACGAAAAUCCAAAAACGAUAUCGCAAGAACCCUGAAAUCAUGGGGGUCAACCCAUACACCACUUUAUGCUCUAAUGUCCUCCCUUUGUUUGCUGAGGAUGCCCAUGAGAUGGUUGUUCGAAUCCUCGAACAAGCCAAUGCCCGGGGUGAGGAAAUUCCGAUUGAAGAUGGAUUCGAUCUGUACAAGCAGCUCGCAACUGUCAGGAGAUUGUUCCACAACACCCAUGAAGAUGCCAAAUUCCCUUUUCAUGUGGAGAGCUUACUACAAGAGUUUGUCUGGCGUUGGCUUCGUCUCACAGACCAAAAGGUCAUGGAUUGGGUCAGCCAAGCUACAAGGCAGGAUGCAUUCACUGUUCGUGCCGAUGAAGCGAUGGAUCUUGCACCCGAAGAUGAUCGGCACAGUGUGUCCGUUAUUGAUAUUUUCCGAUCUUUCAACCAGGUAGUUGAAAACUUGGUGAAUUUGGAAUGGGAUGACGAUUUCCAGUACGCGAAAUUCAUGACGCACCUGUCCAAUUCAAUUGGCAAAGGAGUGGCAACAUAUUGCGACUCUUUGGAGAAAAUGUUCGCUCGAGAAAUGGAUCGUCUCACCCCCGAGCAGGAGGCUGCAUUGAACCAAACCGCCCAAGAGAAAUUCUUGCAGUUUGCCAAAGAUGCUUGGACGAAUAAGGAAAAAAUCGAGCCUUUCCAAUUCUCGUCUGAGUCUCUGGUGAAAUUGAACAACAUUGAAUAUGCACUUUCACAACUCGACAAGCUUGAAAAGGACAUCAAUGUUGAUGCGUGCGCCGAGGUCAUUGCGAGACAUACCCCUCCUCAACUCAAGAAAGUUCGCAAGUCGACCACUUAUGUCUUCACAAUCAAGAUUGUGGAAGCAGAAGAUCUCAAGGCAUGCGACAUUGGCGGUGGUAGCGAUCCCUACGUCGUGUUGGCAGAUGAAUAUCAAAAGCGCAUCGCCAAGACACGUACCAUCUACAACAAUCUCAAUCCUCGAUGGGAAGAUGCGGUUGAUCUUACAACUCAAGGCCCUCUGAACAUCAUCGCUACUAUCUGGGAUUGGGAUGCAGUGGGGGACCAUGACUACGUUGGUCGGACGUCAAUCAAGCUCGAUCCAGUCCAUUUCAGCGACUUCCUGCCAAGGGAGUAUUGGCUCGACCUGGACACCCAGGGUCGCCUCUUGCUCCGAGUUAGCAUGGAAGGAGAGCGAGAUGAUAUCCAGUUCUACUUCGGCAAGGCUUUCCGUACACUCAAGCGAACAGAGCGGGACAUGACUCGCAAAAUCACCGAGAAACUGUCCGCAUACAUCAGCCAUUGUCUGUCUCGUCGAACUCUGAAAUCUCUGCUCUCUCGGGGCAUCACCAUGUCGGCUGUGUCGAGCUUCCUGAACCGCAACCGAGCCCCGGCAGCUCCCACUGGUCCAACCUCUGCCGACGUGGAGAACGCAUUGACGCCUUUAUUCAACUACUUCAAUGACAAUUUCGCCAUCAUGAACAAGACUCUUACUCCCGAAGCCAUGAAAAUGGUGAUGGCUCGCCUUUGGAAGGAAGUUCUUGCCACGAUCGAGAGCUUGCUAGUUCCACCCUUGUCCGACAAGCCCUCCCACCAGAAGCCUCUCACCAUUCAAGAAGUAGAUAUUGUAUCACGCUGGCUCGUGCUACUCCUGAACUUCUUCCACGCGAUUGACGACGAAACCGGCGAAGCAAACGGCGUCCCAAUCGACAUCCUGAAAUCACCCAAAUACCAUGAAAUCCAGUCCCUGAAUUUCUUCUACUUCGAACCAACAGAGAACCUCAUUCGCACCUCGGAGCGCAUGGCGUCCGCAACGGUCAACCGCCAACAAGCGGCCCGUAAUCGCAGCUCUGCGCCCGCCCUCGGCGCCUCCGGACCCGGCAGUCUGGGUGUUCCCGCUGCCCGUCGUGCAAAGAGUAUUAUGCUCUCCCGCAACCUGGGCACAAUGAAGAAAGCCAAGGAAGAAAAGCGUCGCGAAGCGCAGGCCGAUCCAAACGAUGACAUGAUCUUGCGUAUUCUGCGCAUGCGCCCUGAAGCAGCGGGCUAUCUGCGUGACCGCUCCAGACAAAAGGAAAGACUCGCAGCUGCAGCUGCCGCCGAUGCCAUUGUGAAACAAAGUCUCAUGGCCGGUGCGGGAAGCCGCAUGAGUGGUGUCAUUCCUCGCGCGCGAUGA